GCCUAGUGGAAGUUUGAUGAGCUUUAGGAUAUAAAGUAUAAAGCAUCGAGCCAGGACAGCCGGCAGGGAGGUGCAAGGAGUGCGCAUCACAGCGUGACAGACAACAGGCUCAAGAAGGGGAUUUUUGUUUUUUCUAAACAAAGCGACGGAGACGAGUACAUUUUGGGGGUUUAGUGCAGGACUUGGACAUUUCCACGCUGCGUGGUGAUUGGCAACUCGUGGCUGGCGUGGGUGUUCUUUCUCUCUGGUGGAAGGCAGUGACGACGCGUGAUGAGGGAGAUGAGAUGAGGGCCCCACGUGACAUGGCGUCGUCAUCUUUGGCCUUGCUGCAGUGGUGCAGACAAACCUGCGCGACUUACCCAAAUGUGGAAAUCAACAACUUGUCCAGCGCCUUCAGAGACGGCCUGGCUUUCUGCGCCAUCAUCCACAAACACCGGCCGGACCUGAUAGAUUUCAGCUCCCUGUCAGCAGCCAACGUCUAUGAAAACAACCAGCUGGCCUUUGCGCUGGCAGAGAGCAGACUUGGUAUUCCUGCCUUCCUGGUCCCUGAAGACCUGCUCGCCAGUCCGGUGCCAGACUGCUUGGGUGUGCUGACCUACCUGUCCAAGUUCUACCACUACUUCAGCACAGCCGGUCCUUCCGGUCUGAGGUCGGCACACCUGGUCUUACCCAAGCAGCGCUCCCCCUCUCCGCCUUCCUUCGGAGACGACGGCCGUGGCGGCAGAAGAGCGCACGCGUCUUGUCCGCGCUGCCUGCAACAUGUGCACCUGGUCCAGAGACACCUGGUCCGAGGAGAGGUCUACCACCGCAGCUGCUUCAGGUGUGCCUGUGUUUAG
Molecule: messenger RNA, 836 nt
Organism: Entelurus aequoreus (snake pipefish)
Lineage: Eukaryota; Metazoa; Chordata; Actinopteri; Syngnathiformes; Syngnathidae
Product: MICAL-like protein 1
Exons: 8
Coding region: 285-836 (183 amino acids)
Molecular function (GO): protein binding
Source: RefSeq, a predicted model, not a curated record